AUGAAUAGAUACCAAAAAAUUGAGUCAAGCCAAGUAACAUACAAGACAGAAAAAUUGCUAGAAGUAUCGCAAAACAGAUAUGUAAUGACUAUACAAGUAGCAAAUAGAGCUAAAAGAGGCAAGUAUGAAGAAAUUGACAUAGUUGAAGAUCCUCUUAUUAAACCAAUUAUACGUGCAAUACUGGAAAUGGUUGAUGAAGUCGUACAGCCUGAAAUUAUUGGCUGUUAA
Messenger RNA from Chondrus crispus (carragheen), 228 nucleotides. Lineage: Eukaryota; Rhodophyta; Florideophyceae; Gigartinales; Gigartinaceae. The record is from the annotation of a RefSeq genome assembly.